This is a messenger RNA of Sorex araneus (European shrew), 855 nucleotides long. RefSeq names its product PHD finger protein 5A (gene PHF5A). Gene Ontology annotation, cellular component: catalytic step 2 spliceosome; U2 snRNP; U12-type spliceosomal complex. The transcript is spliced from 4 exons. Bases 78 to 410 code for a protein of 110 amino acids. NCBI's taxonomy places the organism in Eukaryota, Metazoa, Chordata, Mammalia, Eulipotyphla, Soricidae. Gene Ontology annotation, biological process: mRNA splicing, via spliceosome. The record is from RefSeq and is a predicted model, not a curated record.
AAGGGGGCAGGAACGAUGGGGGUUAAAGGUCGGACGGAAGUUCAUAGAGCUUCCGCUGGCCUGCGCGAGCGGGAGGGAUGGCUAAACAUCAUCCGGACUUGAUCUUUUGCCGCAAGCAGGCCGGUGUCGCCAUUGGAAGACUGUGUGAAAAAUGUGAUGGCAAGUGUGUGAUCUGUGACUCCUACGUGCGUCCCUGCACCUUAGUGCGCAUCUGUGAUGAGUGUAAUUACGGCUCUUACCAAGGGCGCUGUGUCAUCUGCGGAGGCCCUGGCGUCUCAGAUGCCUACUACUGUAAGGAGUGCACCAUCCAGGAGAAGGAUAGAGACGGUUGCCCAAAGAUUGUCAAUUUGGGGAGUUCCAAGACGGAUCUCUUCUACGAACGCAAAAAAUACGGCUUCAAGAAGAGGUGAUAGGUGGGCCCCCUCCCUCCCCCCGCCCAGCUGGUGCAGCUGCCAGGACGACGCCCACCGUUGCCAACAGAGAGGGGGUGAGCCAGCGUGUCCCCGGAAUCGCCUGUCCGUACCCAGGCGCCUGGCCCCUCCGUCCUCAGGAUUGCGCGCCCCACACUCGGCACACAUGAGUGUGGGCUUUUCUGGAACGGGGGCGGGGCGAGGAUCGCUCUGGCACCACGAGCCCCUAAGACCAGCGCACACUCAGGGUUGAUGCCUUCGGUUUGAGGGGGCGGCAAUGAGCCCCCCCCCACCCCAGCCCCCCAGUGAGGAUGUGCUCCCUUGGCAGCUCUCACGGGUGAACCCGCUGGGGCCUCGAGUCUGCACGCCACGCAGAGCCGUCUGCUCACCCCGAGACGCUGGGAACCUCCUCGCUGUUGGAUUAAUAAAGUGGGUGUUUCCUUUC